Juglans regia (Persian walnut) is the source of this 1485-nucleotide messenger RNA. RefSeq names its product protein trichome birefringence-like 19. The record is from RefSeq and is a predicted model, not a curated record. The transcript has 2 exons. Gene Ontology annotation, cellular component: Golgi apparatus. The coding region runs from base 90 to 1412 and encodes 440 amino acids. Lineage: Eukaryota; Viridiplantae; Streptophyta; Magnoliopsida; Fagales; Juglandaceae. Gene Ontology annotation, molecular function: O-acetyltransferase activity.
AUCUGAGCAACUCGAUCUCUUUCUCAAUACCUGCAGAGCGAGCUGCCUCUCUCUCUAUCUCUCUCUCUCCCCCCCAAAAAAAAAAAAAAAUGAAGCACCAAUCCAUUGAGCUUCCCUUGGGGAAAACCCAGCAACUACCGAAGUCCCCAAAGAUAGUUCUACUUAUAAUCUUUACCCUAGUUUUUCUCACAGUCAUCCCCUACUACCCAUUGCUAAAGUACCCUCUAUACCUUCUCAACCACUCUUCAAAACCAACAUCUUCAUUUGAUUCUAAGGAUGAUUUACUCAGUAUACCGUCCAGUACUACUGAGAAGUGCGACCUAUUUUCAGGAGAAUGGAUUCCAAAUCCGAAAGCUCCGUAUUAUACAAACACGACGUGUUGGGCAAUACACGAGCAUCAAAAUUGCAUGAAAUAUGGGAGACCGGACUCUGAAUUCAUGAAGUGGAGGUGGAAACCAUCUGGGUGUAACCUACCUAUUUUCAACCCAGCACAAUUUCUAGAACUGCUCAGAGGGAAGUCAUUGGCCUUUGUUGGAGACUCUGUUGGAAGAAACCAAAUGCAGUCUUUGAUCUGCCUGCUGUCCAGGGUAGAAUAUCCUAUAGAUGUUUCAUACACAUCUGAUGAAAGGUUCAAACGUUGGAAAUACACAAGCUACAACUUCACCAUGGCCAGUUUUUGGACACCCCAUUUGGUAAAAUCCAAGGAAGCGGACAAUAAUGGUCCAACCCACACAGGCCUCUUCAGUCUCUACCUCGACGAGUUCGAUGAGAAAUGGACGACCCAAGUCGAAGAAUUUGACUACCUUAUCAUCUCUGCCGCCCACUGGUUCUUCCGGCCAAUGGUAUUCUAUGAAAAUCACCGGAUAGUUGGCUGCCACUAUUGUCUCCUAGACAACAUUACCGACCUAACAAUGUACUAUGGCUUCCGAAAAGCAUUUCGGACUGCCUUUAGAGCCAUUAAUAGCCUAGAGAAUUACAAGGGCAUAACAUUUCUUAGGACUUAUGCACCGUCACAUUUUGAAAAUGGGUUGUGGAACCAAGGUGGGAAUUGCGUGAGAACUAGGCCAUUCAGGAGCAACGAGGCAAAAUUGGAGGAUCAAAACUUAGAGCUGUACAUGGCGCAGGUGGAGGAAUUUAGGAAGGCAGAAAGAGAAGGAAAAAAGAAGGGUUUGAGGUAUAGGUUACUGGAUACAACGCAAGCAAUGCUAUUAAGGCCAGAUGGUCACCCCAGUAGAUAUGGGCAUUGGCCUCAUGAAAACGUGACAUUGUACAAUGACUGCGUACAUUGGUGCUUGCCAGGCCCCAUUGACACAUGGAGCGACUUCCUGCUGGAGAUGUUGAAGAGAGAGGGAGUGAGGUCCCAUGAAGAGAAGCUUCAAUUUUUAAGAGACAGAAAACUGCAAGUCAGAUAGAUCUUCAUGUACGUACUUGGUUUAUGUUUCUUUGUUGUUGUAAUUUGUAGCAAUCAUUUACUGUUGGAAUCUC